Messenger RNA from Cervus elaphus (red deer), 5001 nucleotides. Its product is annotated as adenylate cyclase type 10-like. Gene Ontology annotation, cellular component: cytoplasm. Gene Ontology annotation, biological process: cyclic nucleotide biosynthetic process; intracellular signal transduction. The record is from RefSeq and is a predicted model, not a curated record. NCBI's taxonomy places the organism in Eukaryota, Metazoa, Chordata, Mammalia, Artiodactyla, Cervidae. Gene Ontology annotation, molecular function: adenylate cyclase activity. The coding region runs from base 46 to 4824 and encodes 1592 amino acids. The transcript has 32 exons.
UCGACGGGCGAGCCUGCUGCCGCCGCCGCCGCCGCCGCCGCCGCCAUGGCAACCGCCAAGCGGCUGGCGGCGCCGCCUCUGUGGCCAAUAGAGGCCAGAUUGGCGGCGCUGCUCCCCGACCUACUGGUCUUCAGGAAGCCCAGGGGAUCCGAACCCGAGCUCGCCACGGCCCAGGGCGUCCUCCUUGGCGUCCACGUGACGGGGUUUACAGCGUUAAUGGACAGGUUCAGCCUGAGCUGCAAGUUGGAACAUGACAUGGACAGACUGGCCCGCAUCUUCAGUUAUUACAUUAGUGACAUCGUGGAGCAUGUGCUCUGUUUUGGAGGAGAUAUCCUAAAUAUCACAGGGAAUGUACUCCUAGCACUCUGGACAGUGGAACAAAAUCAACUGAGUGACAUCAUUACUCUGGUGGCAAAAUGCAGUCUCGAGAUACAGGAGAAAUUUGGGAUCUACCAUACCAGAGAAGGCCAGGACCUGCAGCUAAAGAUAGGUCUGUCUGCAGGUCGGAUUUCCCAGUUUAUUGUUGGAGAUGAGCAGCGACAGUACCUCUUGGUGAUUGGGCGGGAUGUCGAUGGUGUCCAGUUAGCUCAACGGUUGGCUCAAGCAAAUGAGAUUGUCCUGUCCUGGAACUGCUGGAAGCUCUGUGAGCAGUACAUGUUUGAAGUGGAAAUCAUGAGGGAGGAUGAAGCUGUGAAGUUAAGAGAUAUGCGGAUCAUUGACCCAUUUGAUUUUGAUGAGCAUUUUUACAAGUGCCUCGAUUAUCUGCCACAUUACCGGACAAGUGCUGACAUUCUAAGAACUGCCCUGGAGUUGGAUCCAGAUUCUGCACUUGAGCAAACCCUGCGGAAGCACAUAAUGAAAAACCUUUUGAAGAAGAUUGAUGAAGGCCAGCCUAUGGAGUACAUAUCUGAAUUCCGUACUGUGACUAUAGUUUUGGUCAGCCUCGAGUUCCACAAGACAGCAUGGAUGUUGCAUUUGUGUCAUCUUAUCCAGGAGGCUGCAUUGUACAUCUCCACAGUGAUAGAGAAAGGGGGUGGCCAGCUGAGCCGGAUCUUUAUGUUUGAGACAGGCUGCAUGUUCCUCUGUGUUUUCGGCCUUCCUGGUGAUAAGAAGCCAGACGAGUGUGCACACGCCCUGGAGAGCUCCUUCAACAUCUUCAGCUUCUGCUGGGAGAAUCUUGCUGAGACCAAGCUUGUUUCCAUCAGUAUCACCAAUGGACCAGUAUUCUGUGGCAUGGUUGGGGCAGUUUCAAGACACGAAUAUACAGUUAUUGGCCCAAAAGUAAGCCUCGUGGCAAGAAUGAUAACUGCUUAUCCGGGUUUGGUGUCCUGUGAUGAGGUAACAUAUCUGAGAUCUAUGCUACCUGCUUACAACUUCAAGAAACUCCCAGAGAAAAUGAUGAAAAACAUCUCUAACCCAGGGAAGAUAUAUGAAUACGUUGGCCAUAGAAGAUGUAUAAUGUUUGGGAAGAGACAUUUGGCCACAGAGAGAAAUAAAAAUCACUCUUUGCUAGACCGGGAGAAAGAACUGGAAGCUUUCCGAAUGGCACAGCAGGAAUGUUUGCACCAGAAGAAGGGACAGGCAGUUCUAUAUGAAGGUGGAAAAGGCUGUGGAAAAAGUCAGCUCUUGGCUGAAAUAAACUUCCUGGCCCAGAAGGAAGGGCACAGGGUGUUGCCAUUGAAGCUGAAGAAAGCAGAUUCCAAGCAGUGCUUCUAUGCCAUCCAGACCCUCAUGGCCAUCUUCUUUGAGAUUGAUACAUGCCCAGCCCAUUACCGGCAAGAGCGCCUCCACAAACAGCUCUGUGGGAUAGUGGAGGAACCACUUCACUGCCUUUUUAAUGACCUCUUCUUUGUGAAGUUUCCCUUAUCCUUCAAAGUUUCACACAUGGAUGACCUGGCCAGACAACAGAAGAUUAAAACAUGUUUUUUUGAAGUGCUUCAGAAGGCAGUAAGGGAAACACCGCUGAUUUUCCUCAUUGACGAGGCCCAGUAUAUGGAUGCAGCUUCCUGGGAGUUUUUGGGAACAUUGCUCUCCGCUGUGCCCGUCAUCGUGGUGAUGACAUUGACCCCUACCUCCACGCUGUGUGGCCAGGCCCAGCACUUCCUGCAGACCCCUCCAGCUGUCCUGGUGCCCAUUUCGAAGUUGGCAGCGACCUCACUGUUGAGAAUGGCAUGUUGGGAACUGGGGGUGGUGAGCAUCCCCCAAGAGCUGCAGAUCUACCUUCUCCGCAGGUGCUUUGGAAACCCCCUUUACUGUGAGGUCUUAUGCCAGGAUCUUCUCUCUAAAAACAUAUUGUGCUUUCAUGACCUCCAAAAGGAGGAAGUGGAGAACAGCAAGUGGGAGACACUCUCAGCCAAUGCCGUGAAAUCCACAAUGUACAGUAUUUCUCCUGCCAGCUCUGAAGGCCAGGAACUUUACGUCUGCACAGUCAAGGAUGAUGUGAACUUGGAUACAGUGCUCCUUCCACCAUUAUUAAAAGAAAUAGCAGUGAACCAACUAGAUCAACUGAGCCCAGAGGAACAGUCUCUGGUUAAAUGUGCUGCAGUCAUUGGUCACUCCUUCCACAUAGAUCUGCUGCAGCACCUCCUGCCUGGCUGGAGUAAAACUAAGCUACUUGAGGUACUGAAGGAUCUUGUGGAUGUACACGUGCUCCGCUGGUGCAGUAAGGGCCAAGCGCUUCCUGCUGAGCCAAUGUUAGUGCCUUCCUCUGUUGAGACUGAGCAUACCAAAGAGGAGACAAAGUCAGAUGCUGACUCUCCUCUAAAGCUACAAGAGGAACUAUCCCUACCUCAGACAGAGGUGCUUGAAUUUGGAGUGCCUCUUUUGCGGGAAGGGGCUUGGGAGCUGUGGCCCAAGGCACAGCAAACAGCCCUACACCUUGAAUGUGCCUGCUUUCUUCGAGAUCUGGCCUGCCGCUGUGGGAGCUGUCAGGGGGGAGACUUUGUCCCCUUCCACCGUUUUGCCAUCUGUUCCACUAAGAGCUCCAGCGGGACCUCCCGAUUCUGUAGCUACAAAGACACUGGCUCAAUACUAACACAAGUGAUCACAGACAGAUUGCAGCUGCCUUCUCCCCAAGACACUUUUCAGUUCCAGACAGAAUCAUCCAGAAGUCAGGAGGCCUUCACAAGGGAAUACUGCAGAACAGAGGAAGAGUUCCUGGAUAAAGUGAACAGGAAACUGGCUCAGACCAAUCCCAAGAAAGGCAUGUUGACCACGAAGCCCUGCCACUGUAGGGAAGUCCUGAAGCGCGUGCUCUCGCCCCUCACCCAGCACUGCCUGGUCAUUGGAGAAACCACUUGUGCAUUUUAUUACCUGCUGGAAUCUGCCGCUGCCUCCUUGGAUCUGUCAGAUAAUUACAUGGCCUUCUUUUAUUUGAGGAAGGCAAGCAGUCUUCUGGGCCAACCCUCCGCAUUCUCAUUUUUUAAAAAGCACAAGAUGAAGAUCUGUCAGUUUGAAGAAGCCACUUUCUGUCGUCUCCAGUCGGAGGUCUGUUUCAACAUGGGACAGAUCACCCUGGCCAAAAAACUGGCUAGGCGAGCCCUUCGUCUGCUGAAAAGGAGUUUUCCCUGGACCUGGCUUGGUGUCAUUUUCCAAACAUUUCUAGAAAAAUGCUGGUAUUCCUGUUCCCUGAGUCAACCUCGAAACAACCCUAGUGAGAAGAAGAAGAAGCUGGCGGUCCUGCAGCAGCAGCUGCACUGUCUGUCUCUGCUCCGGCAGCUCUACAGCCUGGAGGCCACAGCCAGCAGCCGCAGGUUUGCCUGCCUGGCCACUCUUAUGCAGAAGAACUCAGUCAAGGAGUUUCCUGGUGAAGCCCAGGCUGUCUCCACCUAUGUGGCCCUCUCCCAGUUCUCUCAGAACGUGGGUGACAAGGACGAGUGGCUGCACCGUGAGCAGCUGGCCAUUCAGAAAAGCAGCCUGUGUUGGUUCUCCAGGGAGGGGCUGUUAGCCACAGCCCAGCUCAUGCAGGCCUUGGCCUACACCAAACUCUGCCUUGGGCAUCUCGACUUCUCCAUCAAGCUGGGUUUUCAAGCUCAUGAGAUAUGCAGACACCUCAAGAAACCAGCUCUGGAGAAUCUGGUUCUCUCAGUUCUCUUCAGAUCUGCAUUUCUGAAGAAGAAAUUUGAUCUGUGUGUCCAUGUGCUGGAGAGUCAGUGGGCGCUCAUUUCCCAGAGUCAUGAUGUCCUUGGCCAGGCCUGCUUCUAUUCUGCUUGCUUAGAUCUGCUGCUCUACGGAAAAGGAUGGCUGUGUCGGCCCUUUGGGGAAUGUCUGCAUUUCAUUCAACACUAUGAGCACAGCUGCAUUCUAAAUUCUCAGAGCAAUGUCAUGCUGGGGGUCCACUCCUCUCUGGCCAUGUGGUUUGCCCAGGACUCACAGUGGAAUCAGUUUGAGUACCACUUCUCUAAGGCUCGCCAGUUGGUGAAAGGAACCGAUGCCUCACUAUUUGGUUCCCAUGGCUUUGUCCGAUUCCUAGAGUGCCAUGUGCUAGUGUUACAGAAAAUGCCAGAGGAUGUCUUCCUGCAAACUCUUGCAGAGACUCGCCGCCAAACCCUCACGUACUUUAAGGAGUUCUUCUCUCGAUGUGUGACCUGCCCUGUCUAUCACCAGUGGGUCUCUGAGCUUAAAGCCUUUGUAAUGAGAAAUGGAAAGAUGUCCUUGACCAACAUCAUCAGACCUUUUGACACCUGCCUGACCAGGAUUUGGAUAGAGGGAGAAUUCCUGGAGGAAAAUAACUCCUUUGAACAAAACUUGGAAAUACAAAGAUUUGUCAGAGAGGCUGGUGUCAACAAGAAGGAUAAAGAAGAAAUUCAAGAAUGUAUCUGUUAAAACAGUCAAACAAAAAUCCUCCGAAGGGACCGUGAUUCUUUUAUUACAUGUAACACAAAGCUGUGCCCCCAAGUCUCCUUUUUAAGAUGCUGUAUAUAUACAUAUUAAAUAUGCUAGCCUUUUAUAGUCACCACUAUCUGUAUAUCUUCAUAAAAAUAAAAGCAUGUAUUUCUAAAG